Messenger RNA from Acaulospora morrowiae, 230 nucleotides. The record is from the annotation of a GenBank genome assembly. NCBI's taxonomy places the organism in Eukaryota, Fungi, Glomeromycota, Glomeromycetes, Diversisporales, Acaulosporaceae.
AAUAUGUCAACGAUCAAGUCGAAAAAUUCCACGGGCAGGACCUUCAAUGUUCUAAAUGCAAACGUUCCAAGCUGGGACAUAUGUCUCGAGAAUGCAAUUGUGGUGGAGAGUAUCAGCUUACGUCUAGGACAGAGGAGCUCGUAAAAUUGAUUGCGCGCAUCGAGAAUUUUGUAAAGGAAAAGGAAAUGAAACUAUUGAUGGAGACAUGCGAAUGGUUGUUGAACAAUUGA